Melampsora larici-populina 98AG31 is the source of this 531-nucleotide messenger RNA. RefSeq lists its product as uncharacterized. NCBI's taxonomy places the organism in Eukaryota, Fungi, Basidiomycota, Pucciniomycetes, Pucciniales, Melampsoraceae. The transcript has 7 exons. The record is from RefSeq and is a predicted model, not a curated record. Bases 1 to 531 code for a protein of 176 amino acids. Gene Ontology annotation, molecular function: peptide-methionine (S)-S-oxide reductase activity.
AUGUCAUCAGGCCAGACAGAGACUGCUAUCUUCGCCUCGGGUUGUUUCUGGGGUACGGAACAUAUCUUCCGACAGCACUAUGAUGGAAAGGGUUUGAUAGAUGCGAAAGUGGGUUACACUGGUGGCCAGACACAGCAACCAUCUUAUACUCAGGUCUGUAAAGGCUCCACCGGGCACGCUGAAGGUGUCAAAUUAGAGUUCGAUCCACAAAAACUCACAUAUGCAACCUUGGUUGAAUUUUUUUACCGCACCCACGAUGCUUCUCAUCUCAAUCAUCAAGGACCCGAUCGUGGCACGCAGUAUCGGUCCGCCAUCUUUUAUCUCGAUGAAACGCAAAAGAAAGUAGCAGAACAAGUCACUGCAGAUAUCCAAUCUAAACAUUAUACUCCGAAGGGUAAGACGAUAGUGACCAAGAUCGAAAAGUUUGAAAAAUGGUGGAAUGCGGAAGAUUAUCACCAGAUGUAUCUACAUCACAACCCUGGUGGUUACGAGUGCCCAACUCACCGUCUACAUUGUGUACAUCAUUUGUAA